GAGUACCUUGCUUCAAUGCUGAGGCGUCUGUCGACCCGUCACGAGUGGUGAAACGUCUAACUUUCAUUGAUCGUUUCGCAUGCUCGUAUCAUCUCUUACUAGCUAGCAGUCCGCGGGGCACUAUUGUCUGAAGCCAAUACGGGAGCAUUGCUCAAGGUAUUUAUAUAAAAGCCAUGACGACCCCAUCCUCUGAAGGCGAAGUGGACUUCAACAUCCCCACUGCAGGAAAACCCUGCAAGACUCAUUACUGGAUUGUCGGGGACUUGAAGUCGGGAAAGACGCCUCUGGUUGUCUUGCACGGCGGACCAGGCGCUACACACACCUACCUCACUAAUCUCGACGCGCUUUACAAGGCCCACGGGAUCCCACUCGUCUUUUACGAUCAAGUUGGAAACGGAGAGUCGACUCACCUUCCAGAGAAGAAUGGUGAUGGUGAUUUCUGGACUGUCCAACUCUUCAUCGACGAGCUUGACAACCUGCUCGCUCAUCUGGGAAUCGAGAACAAUUAUGAUGUUAUCGGUCAUUCGUGGGGUGGGAUGUUAGCAGCGAGUUUCGCUAUUCGUCAGCCGAAGGGAUUAAGACGCCUUAUCCUCGCUUCAUCGCCUGCUCGUAUGCAGGAUUGGGCGGAAGCUGCGAACCGUUUGAAGUUGCUGCUUCCCAAGGAUGUACGAGAGGUCCUGGAUAAACAUGAGGCUGCGGGUACUGUGGAUAGUCCGGAGUACCAUGCUGCUUCGGACAAAUACAAUGAGGAAUUCACUUGUAGGGUGAAGCCUAUGCCGGAAGGAUUCGCCAAGGCUUUCGAGUGGAUUGCCAAGGAUCCCACUGUCUACACUACCAUGAAUGGGCCCAGUGAGUUCUUCAUAACGGGAUCUCUGAAGAACUGGGACGUUGUAUCCGACUUGCACAAGAUCAACGUUCCCACGUUAUUGACGAAUGGCCGUUGGGAUGGGGCGCAGGAUAGUGUGAUGAAAAAGCAAUUUAUCAAUAUACCGAAGGUGAAGUGGGUUCAGUUCGCAGACUCUAGCCAUGCGCCACACUACGAGGAGACAGAGAGAUACAUGGACAUCAUAGGGAGUUUUUUGACUGAAAAUUAGCGGCUCUUUGCUACGGGGUUAAGGAGGGUUACAUUCGAAGGGUGCAUUACUCUUCUAACUGUGCAGCCUUAGGUAGCUGGUUGUAUCAUUAGCGUGAAUAUAGAGCCAACAGGAGCUGAGAAACG
Messenger RNA from Somion occarium, 1219 nucleotides. NCBI's taxonomy places the organism in Eukaryota, Fungi, Basidiomycota, Agaricomycetes, Polyporales, Cerrenaceae. The record is from the annotation of a GenBank genome assembly.